This is a messenger RNA of Silurus meridionalis, 2047 nucleotides long. RefSeq names its product ORAI calcium release-activated calcium modulator 1a (gene orai1a). The transcript is spliced from 2 exons. Gene Ontology annotation, cellular component: membrane. The record is from RefSeq and is a predicted model, not a curated record. NCBI's taxonomy places the organism in Eukaryota, Metazoa, Chordata, Actinopteri, Siluriformes, Siluridae. Gene Ontology annotation, biological process: store-operated calcium entry. Gene Ontology annotation, molecular function: store-operated calcium channel activity. Bases 219 to 935 code for a protein of 238 amino acids.
AAGGAAACAACUGUCAUAGUUUUUCACACACACACACACACACACACACACUCUCUCUCUUUCUCUCUCUCACACACACACACACACACACACACAGAGAAAAAGGAAAACUCCGAGUAGAACUCUGUUAUGCUCCGACAUCGACAGUUUAACGGUUUAAUCGGUUGAAGAGGAAACUUUGUAUCGGAGGAAGUUUCUAAAGCGGAAGUUGAGCAGAAAUGAGUCUCAGUGAGCACUCUCUACAGGCUCUGUCAUGGAGAAAGCUGUAUCUGAGCCGAGCGAAGCUGAAGGCCACCAGCAGGACCUCAGCUCUGCUCUCCGGGUUCGCCAUGGUGGCGAUGGUGGAGGUGCAGUUGGAACGGGAUUAUGAUUACCACCCCCUCCUCCUGAUAGCGUUCAGCGCCUGUACUACGGUGUUGGUUGCGGUUCACCUGUUCGCUCUGAUGAUCAGCACCUGCAUCCUGCCCAACAUCGAGGCGGUAAGUAACGUCCACAACCUGAACUCGGUGAAGGAAUCUCCUCACGAGCGCAUGCACCAUCACGUGGAGCUGGCCUGGGCCUUCUCCACCGUCAUCGGUACCUUCCUGUUCCUCGUCGAGGUUCUGCUGCUCUGCUGGGUCAAGUUCCUCCCACAGAAAACACCGCUGAACCCCAAGGAGACCACCGCCUCACCGAGCACCAACUCCACAGAGAAAGUCGACGUCGGGAUCAGCGCCGGAGAGGCCGCCGCCUACGCCGCCACCAUCAUCAUCAUCCCCUGUGGCUUCGUCUUCAUUAUCUUCGCCGUCCAUUUUUACCGCUCGCUCGUCAGCCACAAAACCGACCGUCAGUUUCAGGAACUCGAGGAACUUUCCAACCUCACCAGGCUUCAGAAUCAACUCGACCACCGAGUGGAGGCUCCCACCAUCCAGAACUCCCCGGCGCACUUCCCCUAAACCCUACCACGCCCAGGGCCACGCCCACCUGAAUUAUAAAAGAUGCUUAUUUUUUAUAGAGACUCGAAAUGCUGAAACAAUCGACUCUCCCUUCUCUUUCUCCUUGUAAAAUAUUGCUGUUUUAGUUCAGAAGUGGGCGGAGCUAUUUAAAGGUAAAGUUGUGUAGUGAGGUGAAGUGAAGAUGAAUUUCACGUCUUAAUUUAAUUCUUUUUUAAAUAUUUCACACUCGCAGUAUCGCAGUAAAAGCUCUUGCAAUAAUAGACUUAGCCGUAGAUGCUAGUUAGCGUUAGCUUUCUGGUGUCAUGUCGCGGUAAAGGACAGGAACUCGGGCGUAAAGGAGGCUGAAGGAGAGUUUUAAUGAUGACAUUUGUGUAAAUUUAGUGAAUGCAUUUGCUUUAUACUGCAGCUAACGAGUCGCUAACGAGUCGCUAACGAGUCACUAACGAGUCACUAACGAGUCUCUAACGAGUCAUUAACUUUACACUCAUUAAUCUCAGACAUUAAACAUCCAGGUCACAUCUCUAAAGCUUUUUCUUUGUGAAUAAAAUGAACGUUUUGAUGCGUCGAUGACCAGCAGAUACACGUGUAAAUUCGUAUCACACAUUUUUAAUACGUGUCCCAGUUAGCAAAAAACUAGCUAUAAAAGAUUUUUCACCAAUUAUGCAAAUUCGCCAACAUAAAAAAUGUGCAUUCAUACGAACAUGUGACUCAUUUCAGCAAAACAUUUCAGCCUUCAUGCUAAUCAGCAGUGUGUAUCUUCUGAAACUUUAUGCUAGCACAUCGAGAACGCGGGUGUGUGUAAACGCCACAUUAGCAACUGGAGCUUAUUUCAUUAUUCUCUACAAAGUGCUGCUGCCUGUGGGGCACAGUUUCACCACUAACACCUGAAACUCUGUUCAGCAGCCUGCAGAUUAGCAUCAGGAGAAAACUGUGUAUAAACUAAUAAUAAUAAUAAUAAUAAUAAUAAUAAUAAUAAUAAUAAUAAUAAAGACUUGCACUUGUGUGUGUUUUAAUUUUAACCCAGAAUUUUACUGAAACUCUUUAUUCAUGUGGUGUUUUAUAAAAACAAUCAUGUUUCAUUUCUUUGUAAUAAAAUGUGAGUUACACAUUAA